AAGGAAGAAAUAGAUCAGAGCAAAAUUCAACUACUCAGCUCCACGUUGGAGUUACGGUAACAAUCGUAGGUGUUUCCAGAAUCAUCUCGACACUCUUUUUUCUUCUUCCUUCAGCAGUCGAUCACCGCAAAAACUCAAAAUCAACAGGUAACAAAACAAAUGUUCGGCGUCGUGUUCCCCAAUCGAAGCUUCCCAAUCGACAUCUCAACCUUCACCCAAAUCGACACUUUCCACUGGGUUCUCGACAUGAACCACUUCGUCGGCGAAGCAUUCGAUCAAAUCGGAGAGAUGUGUAUCUUCCUCCUCAACAACUUCACCCUCCCACCUGACAAAGCCUUAGCCGUCUACGUCCAGUCUCCCGGUUCCGCGUUCGCUUUCUGCGGCGCCGUAACCCUAGCUCGACCCUCUGCGGUCUUGUCUCUCCAGUGGCCGGAGGCGGGGAGCGCGGCUCAGAUGCAGCUCACGGCGGGGGAUUCCGCUCCUUUAUCGGCCAAAAUCGGUAUCUCGGUGGAGGAUGCGGCGGCGCUUCCGUCGUUGGACGUGGCGGCGGAGAGGAAGAUCGAGCGGUUAGCGAUGAAGGUCGGGGAGAAUCUGUUCAACUUCAUGCAGUCGUUUUGCGGCGUGGACGGGAGCAAGUUGGUUGUUCCGAUGGAUAUAUUGGAUCGGUGGUUUAAGAAGUUUCAGGAGAGAGCUAAACGCGAUCCUGGGUUUCUCAAAAGCUUCGCUUUGUAAUGUUUGUAAACCUCAAAUGUUGGGCGACAUUUGAUUGUGUGUUCUAGUCCUGGGCGUUCGGUGUACCAUUCGGGUUCGGGUCGGGUGAAACGGGUUAUCGGUUUUUCGGAUGUGGGGAUUGAAACACCAUUCGGUAUAUUUGAUUUUUCGGUACGGUA
This is a messenger RNA of Brassica napus (rape), 890 nucleotides long. Its product is annotated as protein OPI10 homolog. Gene Ontology annotation, cellular component: nucleus; cytosol. Gene Ontology annotation, biological process: protein import into nucleus. Gene Ontology annotation, molecular function: nuclear import signal receptor activity. The transcript is spliced from 2 exons. NCBI's taxonomy places the organism in Eukaryota, Viridiplantae, Streptophyta, Magnoliopsida, Brassicales, Brassicaceae. The record is from RefSeq and is a predicted model, not a curated record. The coding region runs from base 160 to 732 and encodes 190 amino acids.